AUGGAAGAGAUGAUGAAACAACUAUUCGCGAAUCAACAAAAGAUGAAUUCAGACAUGCAAAGCAUGAGGAAUCAACUGGGGCAAGUGCAGUCAUUGCAAACUCAAGUAAAUCAAAUGGCCAUCGCAAUCAACCAUUUGGAGUUCCAGGUUCAAGGGAACUUACCAUUUCAACCUGAGUUGAAUCCGAAGAAUGUGAGCGCCAUGACCUUGAGGAGUGGCAAGGGGGUCCAAGGACCCGACCCGGUGAUUCCUAAGGACAAGGAUGAGGAACAAAUAGAGAAAGAGUUGGAAGAGGAGAGCAGAGACACCAAAGAUCCAAAGGUAACCUCGGAUCCAGUCAUUACAGUUAGGACUAAUCCGCCUCCCUUUCCAAACAGGUUGGAAAAACCAAAAAAGCAGGACAAGGAGAAAGAGGUCUUGGAGAUCUUUCGAAAGGUGGAAAUUAACAUUCCCCUACUGGAUGCGAUCAAGCAAGUACCCCGAUAUGCAAAGUUUUUUAGAGACUUGUGUGUCAACCGAAGGCGGUUGAAGGGAGAUGAGCGAGUCAUAGUGGAGGAGAACGUGUCAGCAAUUUUGCAAAGGAACCUUCCACCGAAACGUGGGGAUCCAAGUAUAUUCACCAUUCCCUGUAGGAUAGGUAAUACCUUGAUUGGUAGGGCCAUGUUAGAUCUAGGAGCCUCAAUUAAUGUUAUGCCAAAGUCUAUUUAUACUUCUUUGAAUUUAGACCCUUUGAAAGAGACUGGAAUAAUAAUUCAACUGGCUGACCGAACCAACGCAUACCCUGACGGGUUGAUUGAGGAUGUUUUAGUGAAAAUUAAUGAAUUGAUUUUUCCUACUGAUUUUUAUGUGCUUGAUAUGGAUGAUGAACACUCCCAUGACCCGUUACCUUUAUUGUUAGGCCGACCCUUUUUUAGCACAAUCCGAACAAAUAUUGAUGUUAAUAAGGGCACUCUGUCCAUGAAAUUUGAUGGUGAUAUUAUUCAUUUUAACAUUUUUGAAAUCAUGAAAUAUCCGUCAGAUUCAAAUGUUAGCUCUGUUUUCUCUGGAAAUGUUAUUGACCCUGCUGUACAAGAAGUUUUUGAAAUUGAAGGCAGGGAUGAGUUGGAAGUUACCUUGACCAGGCACUUCAAGUCAGUGAUGACGUCUAGAGUAGAGUUGAGUGAAGAAUUCAAACGUGUGAUUGGAGCGUUGCAAACGUUGCCAACUACGAAAAUAAGGUAUGAUCUCGUACCCAUUUUUACACCUGAAUCUCACCAACGGCUACUUCCAUUUGUGGUGCAGGUACCUGUUUUGAAAUUGAAACCGUUGCCAAAAUACCUCAAGUAUGCAUACUUGGGUGAGGGGGAGACACUCCCGGUGAUCAUCUCCGCGAGUCUAUCAAAAGUCUAA
Coffea arabica (coffee) is the source of this 1389-nucleotide messenger RNA. RefSeq lists its product as uncharacterized. The record is from RefSeq and is a predicted model, not a curated record. Lineage: Eukaryota; Viridiplantae; Streptophyta; Magnoliopsida; Gentianales; Rubiaceae.